Solanum dulcamara is the source of this 1416-nucleotide messenger RNA. RefSeq names its product mitochondrial import inner membrane translocase subunit TIM50-like. Bases 71 to 1105 code for a protein of 344 amino acids. The record is from RefSeq and is a predicted model, not a curated record. Gene Ontology annotation, molecular function: phosphoprotein phosphatase activity. The transcript is spliced from 10 exons. Lineage: Eukaryota; Viridiplantae; Streptophyta; Magnoliopsida; Solanales; Solanaceae.
UGCUUCACUUUUUUUUCUCCCAAAUUGUUUUUCAUCUUAUGCUUAAAACCCUAAAUCCCUCUACAUAAUAAUGUACGCUUUAGCUCGAUCACGAUUCCGAUUUUCGAGUGGCAAUCGGCGGAUUUUAUCUACUGGUCUUCUCCAAGACCAGCCUCCUCCUCCUCCGCCUCUGCCUGAACCUUCUUCCGCCGCGGCCGCAGCCGGAGCUGAGAACAAGUCAUGGAAUUUUCUCAAGUACAGCCUUGUUGCUACCGUCACUGGCGGUGCUUCCACUGCUGGUUACGCUACUUACGCAUAUUCGUUGAACGAAGUUGAGGAGAAGACCAAGGCUUUGCGUGCAUCUGCAAAGUAUACCGUUGGUGAUAGUGCAUCUGGUUUUGAUAAAUUUCAAGCUUUGCUAUACUCCUCUGCAAUGACAGUGCCUGCCAAGUUAGUUGAGCUUUACCUAGAUCUGAGGCGCUUGACUGAAGAACAAGUUCGAGAUUAUAGUGAACCAUCAUCAGACAAGCUCCUGCCAGAUUUGCAUCCAUUGGAACAGCAUGUCUUCACCAUUGUUCUUGAUCUGAGUGAGACAUUGGUCUACUCUGACUGGAAGCGCGAGAGAGGCUGGAGAACAUUUAAAAGACCUGGGGUUGAGGAUUUUCUGGAAUACUUGGCUCAAUUUUUUGAGAUCGUUGUAUACUCUGACCAACAGAACAUGUAUGUUGACCCCAUUAUUGAUAGAUUGGAUUCAAAGCAGUGUAUCCGGUAUAGACUAUCAAGAGGUGCAACUAAAUAUGUGGGUGGCAAGCAUUACAGAGACCUUUCUAUGCUGAAUAGGGAUCCAUCAAGGAUUAUAUAUAUUAGUGGUAACGCAUUAGAAAGUAGCCUUCAGCCAGAGAACUGCGUAGAAAUAAAACCAUGGAAAGGAGAUGUGGAAGAUACCACACUUUUAGAUCUUAUUCCGUUUCUUGAAUAUGUUGGAAAGCAUAGGCCAGCUGAUAUUCGAACUGUAUUAGCUUCAUACCAAGGACAUGAUAUUGCAAAGGAGUUUAUUGAACGAUCAAAGGAGCACCAUAGGCGUAUGCAAGAGCAAAAGCAGACUGGUUGCCUUUGGCGUCGUUAGUGAUGAGUUUGGAAGUUGAGUUAAAAAAUGCUUUCCUCGGAAUAUAAAAGCAAUUGACAGAGAACAUUAAACUGUGAUAAAAUAUGUGUAACUAAAGGAUUCAAAAAUUUGAGAAUGUUACUCCUCUAACAACGUGGCUGUAUUCUUUUUCCCCCAAGCAAAUGAACUCACGUCAUUAGCUCCUCUGUAAUAAUGGAUUCGUAUCAAAAUUUUGCCAAACGGCAGCUUCAUUCAACAUAUCUGUAAUGAUGGAUUCAUGUCAAAAUUUUGCCAAACGGCAGCUUCAUUCAAUAUAUUGUUUCUGCUCUGAA